Molecule: messenger RNA, 686 nt
Organism: Lolium rigidum
Lineage: Eukaryota; Viridiplantae; Streptophyta; Magnoliopsida; Poales; Poaceae
Exons: 2
Coding region: 244-618 (124 amino acids)
Source: RefSeq, a predicted model, not a curated record
CCUCUCCCAUCCAACUCUUCCUGGCGGCGGCUAUCGGGCGUAGCACAACGAGCGGGCAGCUGGCGGCGGGGAGCGGCGACCUCCUGUGUGGUGGUGGAGAGAGCAUGGGCAGCCGAGUCGGCUCUCUGUGCCAGCACAGCCGCCGCACGCCGGUGCGGAGAACCGCUGGGGCAGAUCUCGGCGGCGGCACCGAGAAGCCCAUCUCUGUACAACGGGCAGUGCGUCGGCCUCUUCUCCUCCAAGAUGCUGCUGCCGCCGGUAUGGACGGCCGCCACGCGCCACUCCGGCUCCUCGGCCGCGUCCUCCGAUGGCGAAGAAGAAGCAUGGCCUCGUGGGGGAUCACCGAGGAUUCCGGCAACAACCCGGCUCUGUACAACCGGCCGCGCGUCGGCCUCUUCUCCGCCAAGAGCCUGCCUCCAUCUGUAUGAACAACCGCCUCGGAUCCUCGACCGCCGCUCCGUGGUGCGACCCGUGGCCGCCUUUGCCAGGAAGUGCUCCCGUCUUCAAGAUCCUCCCGUGGACUACAACUGGUUCAGUUGGAACCUGUUCUUUGGGGUAUCAGGAUGGCAUAUGGCUAGCUCCGUCCUUAUUUUAUAUAACGAGCUGGUAAUUUUGUAACAUUUUAUUCUGAAGAAAUGCUGAUAUAUUGUUCAAUGCUUUACAAUUCUACAGUAUUAUUUAAUCCA